AUGGCAGAGGCGGGUCCGGGGCUGCGAGCUCUGGAGAAAGGGGCGGCGGCCGCACGUGCGGAUCGGCCGCGCCCCACUGAGCAGAGAGCCCCCUUCUGCCGCCGACAGCCCGCGUCCGCACGGAGCCGGUCUCGGCUGGGCGCUGCCUUCACACGCGCCCAGGAGUGUCACGUGCGCCGCUCACCCCCGGGAAGGAAGCCCCUCGCCCACCCACUCCGCUCUACUCCACUCUUUCUGCAGACGUUAUUUUUGGCGGUAGGGCAGAGGUUGCGGCCCGAGGUCCGGGCGCAGGGACAACGGUCGCCAGCUCCUGCGCUAGUUCCGUUACUCUUCGGUGGCACACGGUCUUGGGCUGCGCGAGGCUCUUCCCGCCGUGGCCGCCGGGGAUUGGCUGCCGGCAAGCCCCGCCCCGUGCCCCCGGGCUCUGAGGGGGCGGAGCGCGGAGGGAGAAGGCGCGAAGGCUGGGCGUCGCGAUCGCAGGUGCACGCGCGUGGCCCGCGAGACGAGGAGAUCCUGUUGGAAAGCAACUGCAGCAUGUCCUGGAACAUUAGUCACCCCCAACUCUCUGAUAAACUGUUUGGGAAGAAUGGAGUGUUGGAGGAGCAGAAAUCUCCAGGAUUCAAGAAAAGAGAGACAGAGGUGUAUGUUGGCAAUCUUCCACUGGAUAUUUCUAAGGAGGAAAUUCUGUACCUUCUAAAGGACUUCAACCCUCUUGAUGUCCACAAAAUCCAGAAUGGCUGCAAAUGCUUUGCAUUUGUAGAUCUGGGCUCCAUGCAGAAAGUGACACUUGCAAUCCGGGAGCUGAAUGGUAAACUCUUCCACAAGCGAAAACUGUUCGUGAAUACAAGCAAAAGGCCCCCCAAGAGGACCCCUGAUAUGAUCCAGCAGCCUCGGGCCCCGCUGGUGUUGGAGAAGGCUUCUGGUGAAGGAUUUGGCAAAACCGCCGCUAUUAUACAGCUCGCUCCUAAAGCUCCUGUUGACCUGUGUGAGACAGAGAAACUGAGGGCAGCCUUCUUUGCAGUCCCCUUGGAAAUGAGAGGGUCCUUCCUGGUGCUGCUCCUGAGGGAAUGCUUCCGAGACCUGAGCUGGCUGGCACUCAUCCAUAGCGUCCGUGGGGAGGCGGGGCUGCUGGUGACGAGUAUUGUCCCGAAGACCCCGUUUUUCUGGGCCAUGCACAUCACUGAGGCUCUGCAUCAGAACAUGCAGGCUCUGUUUAGCACCCUGGCUCAGGCGGAGGAGCAGCAGCCCUACCUGGAGGGCUCCACCGUUACGCGCGGGACUCGCUGUCUGGCAGAGUACCACCUGGGGAAUUAUGGACACGCCUGGAACAGGUGUUGGGUGCUGGACAGGGUGGACACCUGGGCUGUGGUCAUGUUCAUUGAUUUUGGACAGUUGGCCACCAUCCCUGUGCAGUCUCUGCGCAGCCUGGACAGCGACGACUUCUGGACCAUCCCACCCCUGACUCAGCCAUUCAUGCUGGAGAAAGACAUUUUGAGUUCGUAUGAAGUUGUCCAUCGAAUCCUCAAAGGGAAAAUCACUGGUGCUUUGAACUCGGCGGUAACUGCUCCUGCAUCUAACUUGGCUGUUGUCCCUCCACUCCUGCCCUUGGGGUGUCUGCAGCAGGCUGCUGCCUAGGCCUGGACACAGUAUUUACCUGGCAUUCUUUUAGAUCAAACAAACUGGUUAUCUGAGGGGUUGGGUGAACUGGCUGGGGUGGGCCUUCCUUCCCACCAAGGCUUUGUCUUUCUCUUCCAGUCGCACAUCCUAAAGUUUGAAGAGUCUAAAUAACGGGGCUUCCCUCAGCAUGUUCCCUCUCCUGUUUGCCACGGAUCCAGAGGCCACCUGCCCUGUCUUCUCGUACCCCUUUCACUCUUGAGGCCUGGGAGGUGAAAAAGGCCAGACUGUGCCCAGGAUUGAUUCAAUUUUGCUUUUACUCCCAGCUUCCCUCUCAAAAGAGAGUGAAGUCUCAUUUGUCAUGUGUCUUCAGUUCCCCAACUUGGCAUGAACAUUUGAACCAAACAUAGGAAACUACCAUUAGGUUGAAAGCCUGAGGCAGCCGGGAUGGUCUUUCUUGUGUCUCUUCUUUGAACCCCAGAGCAUGAUAUAAGUGGUCCUAACAGAUUCUGGAUAAUGGAGAAGCCCUCUGCUGGUUUUCCUGGCAUUCCAUGUAGAAUAGGUAGAGAAUAUUUAACCAAUGAGCAAAUAAAUGUUGGCAUGUUUCAUGA
This is a messenger RNA of Gorilla gorilla gorilla (western lowland gorilla), 2225 nucleotides long. It is a transcript of the gene TDRD10, whose product is annotated as tudor domain containing 10. The transcript is spliced from 12 exons. Gene Ontology annotation, molecular function: RNA binding. The coding region runs from base 1 to 1635 and encodes 544 amino acids. The record is from RefSeq and is a predicted model, not a curated record. Lineage: Eukaryota; Metazoa; Chordata; Mammalia; Primates; Hominidae.